AUGCCCCCUCAUCAUAGUGCUGAACUCAGAGCCACACAUGCUGAUUUUUCUGACGCUGUGGACAAGUAUAUUGCGUCUUACCUCAGUACCUUGCAUAGUGCCAUGGUCAUGAGCGCACUCCUCGCCUUCGUCUCGACUGUAUUCUUCGUCGACAUACAAUCUCAGAUUUCGGCAACACCCACUCGCCUCGCCUCACUUGGCUCUCACAAAAUAGAUGCGCUCCAGGCCCUUACCUACCUCGCAAUCAUCUGCAAUUGCAACGCCGCAAUACUUUCCUUUCUCUUAUCAGAUCGGCUCUCAACACCUCCACUGGCUUUUAGUCAAUCGAUUGUUGAUUCGACAGACUCAGAGGAAACAACAUACGACGUUUACGCGGUAUUAAAGAAACGAAUCCCAUGGAGGCUUUGGAGGCUAUUCUGUAUGUUGAUUGGUGUCCUGAGUGUCAUCGUCGAAUUUGCACUCUAUGUAUGGCUGCAGGAGAACCACAAGGCAAUCAAAAUCACGGUAACGACCUUUGCUUCUGUCGGGUCGCUCCCACUCUUAAUCUUCAUUUCUGAGAAGCUGACGAGUUUACGCAAGCAUGACUACGCUCUGUAA
This is a messenger RNA of Serendipita indica DSM 11827, 597 nucleotides long. Lineage: Eukaryota; Fungi; Basidiomycota; Agaricomycetes; Sebacinales; Serendipitaceae. The record is from the annotation of a GenBank genome assembly.